GUUGACAGCAAAAUAUUUACAUCUGGAAGAAUCUUUCGAGAUUUCAACAUAACUUUCGUUUCUAAUCAAGUUCUUUUGAUUUUAAACGAUUUUCAGCCUUUAAUUUAAUUCAAAAAUGAACUAAUCCACAUCACGAACAUUUUCGGUGGUGGAUUCCGUCUUGCGGACCACGUUCCGUUCGAACGCAUGUAAAUAGUAUGAUCUAAGUGCUCGGAACCAUUCCGGAGAAAGCCGUCCAAACGACUGCCGCGACAUGGCCGUUAGCGUAAAAGUGAAACCUGGCCGCAGCUUGGGAUCCUCGCGGGGAGACAUCACCAUCUACGACUUUGCCAACUCGUCGAAGCGAAACGCCCGCGCCCGCAAGUCCUACUCCCGCGUUGCGGUCGAAAAGGGCGACGACGAAGAAGCUAUGGAGGAUGAACAGCAGGUCACGUACGCCGACUACCACAUCGACAUCUGGCACAGCAUCGCGGAGCACGUUCGGCCGGAGGACGUUGCGCGCUUCGCGCUAAUCUGCCGCAAAACGGCCGAGGUGACGCAGUCGGCCAAGUUUUGGCAUGCGCUGUAUCGGAGGUGGUACGAUGGGGAGUUGGAAGAGCAGAUGCCGCGACGGCUUCAGCUGGAGAACAUGUGGCGGUUGCGCGGGCUGCGGGCCUGCACGAUCCGGGCGCUGUUCUACAUGUACCGGCCGUUUAUCCAUCGGAUUGCGGCGGCGCCGUUCAACGAUCCGCACCGGGUCGCCGGGCGGAGGUUGCUGUUUUGCUGGUGCACGAAGGGGAAGUCGGGUUGGCGGUACUAUUUUAAGCUGAGGACGCGGUUUGGGGCGGUGAGCCGGGUGGCGCGUUCUGCGCGGAUGCAACAGGCGCGGGAGGAAUCGCUGGAGUACAUGCAGGACACGUACGCGAACGCGGAGGAGGGCUGCCAGAUUUUGAUCGUGGUGACGGACACGGCGCACCUGUUGCCGCAGUAUGGGGCAGAGCAGCAGUUGUACGUGAAGUCGCUGACGCAGACGCUUGCGUCCGGGAUGAGCAUGACCAAGUACAAGGUGCGGCUGCAGAUUGCAAAUUACUGUGGGCGGGUCGUGGACGAGCUGGUGUUUGUGCCGGUGCGGCAGACGCGGGUACUUGACUGGUGGAAUCCGGAGUACUAUCGGGAGGAUCCGACGAUUGACAGUGGGGAGGAGAGGGAAGAGGAUGGGGUUGAGGACGGAGACGAGAGCGCGGGCUUUUGGGACGAUUGAGACGAGAUUAAACGUUGUUUAUAUGAA
Molecule: messenger RNA, 1267 nt
Organism: Culex pipiens pallens (northern house mosquito)
Lineage: Eukaryota; Metazoa; Arthropoda; Insecta; Diptera; Culicidae
Gene: fsd
Product: transmembrane protein 183
Biological process (GO): regulation of protein stability
Cellular component (GO): SCF ubiquitin ligase complex
Molecular function (GO): protein binding
Source: RefSeq, a predicted model, not a curated record